Colletotrichum fioriniae is the source of this 927-nucleotide messenger RNA. The record is from RefSeq and is a predicted model, not a curated record. Lineage: Eukaryota; Fungi; Ascomycota; Sordariomycetes; Glomerellales; Glomerellaceae.
AUGGCUUACGUAUUCGACGGAUACUCCGAAGCCAGCUCUGGUCGGAACACACCUCGCGGCCUGCAAGGCUCUGGCUCUGGAGGGGGAGGAGGCCGUCAGCAGCGUCGUUAUGGGAAUGGAGAUAUACCCGUCGGUGGCCUACCUGGAGGGAUCUACUACGGUACGGGUCGCUUCUACGAGGAGAAUUUGCGCAAUGAGCAACGGCGGCGGCAACAGCAACAGCAGCAGGAACGAGAACAGAAUCAACAGCGGCACCGGCACGAUCCGCAGUGGCAGCCAGAAGAGCAAGAUGAGCAGCAACCUCGACGCGAUCAACAACAACAGCCGCGGUACGCCUAUUUCGGUGGCUUCCGCCGAAUGGACGGCACUGGACCCGAGAACGAUGCUGCGAGAGAGGCUUCUGCUGCUGCGAGAGCGUUCCUUGAAGCACUGCAGAGAGAGCACUGGCGGCGGAGACAGCAGGAGGCUGAUGCCGGAGGUGGUGGGUUUGGCUUGGGCCCUGGUGAUGGGUACGGAGAGGUUGGUGAGGAUGAUUUUGGCCCGACGGAGGAGAUUCGGUUUGAGGAUUUGUUUGGGGAUAUCUUUGGAAGUUUCGGUGGAGGAGGAGGGAGAGGAAGUAUGGGCGGCAACGGUAGAGGCGGUCGCACAUUCGAACCCCGUCCCGACCCCGGCACUGAACCUGGACCUGGACCUGGACCUGGACCUGAUCAGGGCCGUACCGAUGGUCUCGGUGGCCAAGGGGGUGGCGGGGGAGGAGGCGAUCGCAACCCCGACCCGGCGGCUAAUGGCCCCGGCAGAAACGGCGGUACCUUCCGGCCGGGCUACCAGUCCCCACCAGGUCACUAUGGAGGUGGAUGCUGGCCUGGUCCGGAUAAUACGUUUGGGGAUUAUGACGAGUCGGGGAAUAUGCCUGAUGCGUAUUUUUGA